Magnolia sinica is the source of this 2793-nucleotide messenger RNA. Its product is annotated as G-type lectin S-receptor-like serine/threonine-protein kinase LECRK3. Gene Ontology annotation, biological process: protein phosphorylation. Lineage: Eukaryota; Viridiplantae; Streptophyta; Magnoliopsida; Magnoliales; Magnoliaceae. The transcript has a single exon. The coding region runs from base 144 to 2567 and encodes 807 amino acids. Gene Ontology annotation, molecular function: protein serine/threonine kinase activity; ATP binding. The record is from RefSeq and is a predicted model, not a curated record.
CCUGACCUCUAGAAAGUAGAAACAAAGCAGACGGAGGUGAGGUAACUGCAUGUGUUCCUCAAUGCCUCCCUCAAACCACCAUUUCUGUUUUGUUCACUUGAUCUAAGCUUUGAAAUUCUACCAAAAAUACUCUCAUUCCAUCAAUGGCUGCUACUGCUCUUCCGCAUCUUCUCCUCCUCUUCCUCACGUUUCUCCCGCUUUCCGCCAUCGCCCAAGCUCCCCGCAACGGGAGUUUGGGUUCUUCCCUCUCGACAGAUGGAAACUCUUCUUGGGUCUCUCCUUCUGGUGAUUUCGCUUUCGGAUUCCGUCGGCUUGUAGGUAGAGACCUCUUCUUGCUCGCCGUCUGGUUCGACAAGAUCCCAGACAAGACUAUAGUUUGGUCCGCGAAUGGAAACAACCCAGUUCAAAGAGGGGCGAAGGUUGAGCUGACGACCGACAGCGAGCUCGUGCUCACCGAUCAUCGAGGCCAAGAAAUAUGGAAGGCCAGACCAAACAACGGCUCUGUCUCUUCUGCCACCAUGCUCGACACUGGAAACUUUGUGCUCACAAGCACGGACUCUGCAAUUAAAUGGCAGAGCUUCGACAAUCCGACCGACACCAUCUUGCCUUCUCAGGUAAUGAAUCCCUCGAGCAGGCUCGCUUCUCGCGAGACGGAGACGGACUUCUCCAGGGGAAGUUUCGAACUCCGUCUGGAGAACAACAGCAAUCUCGUUCUUUACACCGUAGAUCGCCUCACCAGACUUUCUUACUAUCCAUAUUGGGAAAGCAAGACCGGCGGAAAUGGUUCUCGGUUGGUCUUCAACCAGACGACAGGCAUUAUCUACUUAAUACUGAGGAAUGGAAGCGCAUUCAAUCUCUCAUCGAGAAACAUGGUUCCCCUCCCAGCAAGAGAUUUCUAUCAGAGGGCAACCCUCGAUUUCGAUGGAGUUUUCAGGCAAUACAUCCACCCGAAGAAGUCCCAGACCGAUGGGAGCUGGAACCAGUCAUGGUCUACUUCCCUGUUCUUGCCAUCCGACAUUUGCAUGGUGAUGAACGGGAAGCUGGGAAGCGGAGCUUGCGGAUUCAACAGCUAUUGUAUAAUGGAUGAGCAGCAGAGGCCAGCUUGCGAGUGCCCGCAGGGGUAUUCUUACAUGGACCCAAAAAACGCAUUCCGAGGAUGCAAGCAAGAUUUCGUUCCACAGAUCUGUGUAACAGACAGACCUAGAGAAGAGACUCAGUUCCAGAUGAUCGAUAUCAUUAACACAGAUUGGCCGGACUCCUCUGACUACGAACAAUAUGAUGGUGUGGACGAACUCCAGUGCCGCGAAGCUUGUUUGGGGGACUGUUUCUGCGCGGUCGCCAUCUUCAAAAACAGUACCUGCUGGAAGAAGAAUCUACCCCUGUCGAACGGGAGGAUGAACCCAGAAGUCGGUGGGAAGGCCCUCAUUAAAGUGCCGAGAGGCAAUUUAACUUCGGGAACGUUUCUUCCUCCAAGCUCAGACAGAGGGAAGAAAGAUGAACGUACUUUGAUCAUCAUCAUAUCAUCGCUUCUAGGUGGCUCCUCAUUCCUCAAUUUCCUCCUCCUGUCAUUAGUCUUAUCAGCGAUUUUCUUCUCUUACCGUAAAAAAUCAGUGGAACUCCACUCAAAUUCGAGCAUGAUUGGCGUAAAUCUGCAAUCCUUUACUUACAGCGAGCUCGAAAAAAUCACAGACGGGUUCAAGGAAGAACUGGGCAGGGGUUCUUGUGGCACGGUUUAUAAAGGGGCGGUAGUGUUGGAUCGUGUAAAAUCCGUCGCAGUGAAGAAGCUAGACAAUGUGGAAAAUGAAGCCGAGGAGGAAUUCAGAGCCGAAGUGAGCGCAAUAGGCCGGACCCAUCAUAAGAAUCUAGUCCGACUGCUUGGAUUCUGCGAUGAGGGGUCUCACCGGCUUCUGGUGUACGAGUACAUGAGUAAUGGCUCUCUAGCAAGAUUCCUCUUUAGAAGGGAUCUGAGGUGUAGCUGGAAUCAAAGAACCCAGAUCGCAUUUGGGAUCGCGAGAGGGCUUACAUACUUGCACGAGGAGUGUGGCGAUCAGAUCAUUCAUUGCGACAUAAGACCUCAAAACAUACUACUAGAUGACAGUUUCACGGCGAGGAUUUCUUCCUUCGGCCUAGCAAAGUUUCUGAAGACGAACCAGACUCGAACUACUACAUCCAUCAGAGGGACGAGAGGGUACGUCGCGCCUGAAUGGUUCAAGAACAUGACGAUCACUGCAAAGGUUGAUGUGUAUAGCUUCGGUGUCGUCUUGUUGGAGAUCAUCUGUUGCAGAGCGAACGUCCUGCCGGAGCUCGAGGACGGAGAGGAUGUUAUACUGACGGAUUGGGUUUGUGAUUGCUACAAAAAGGGGAGAAUAGAUAGGCUAGUGGAGGACGAUGAGGAGGCGUUGAGCGACACUAGGAAGCUAGAGAGGAUGGUGAUGGUGGCGAUUUGGUGUAUUCAGGAGGAUCCGUCGCUGAGGCCUUCAAUGAAGAAGGUGACACAGAUGCUAGAAGGAGCUGUCGAAGUUGCUAUCCCACCCAACCCCUCCUCCUUCAUUAGUUCACUCGCUUGAAGCCGCACCCCAUCACCUUUUUUUGGGGGGAUUUCCAUUACAUUCGAUCAGUUAUUUGCUCUGUUUUGAAAUCAAGCUCACCAUAGUCAGUAAUUAAACUAAGUUUGGGUCAUAAAGCACUGUAUAAGACCAUCAUUCAUGUUGAAGAUGUUUAUGUAUAGGGUUGAUAUUGUAUUGCAGUUGUUUUGCUAUUUAAAUGACAGUUCUAUCUUACAGCUUCAUCUCA